CGAAAGCGAAAACAAAAACUUGAUUUGAGUCACGUGAUCCCGUCAGUCACAAAAUUGAACAAAAAUAGGGAUUUUACAGUACUGAAAGAGGUAACCCAAAUUCGAUUUCUCCCUCUCCCCUACGCCUUUCCAAAAUGGGCCGAGAAGGAGAUUGGGAGUGUAGUGGUUGCCGUAACAAGAACUACGCAUUCAGAUGCUUCUGCAAUAGAUGUAAACAGCCUCGUCUCCUUGUUGACUAUAAAACCCCAUCUGAUUCCAAAUGGCUUCCUCGUAUUGGCGAUUGGAUCUGUACCGGUUGCACUAACAACAAUUAUGCAUCAAGAGAAAAGUGCAAAAAAUGUGGACAACCAAAGGAGGUAGCAGCAAUGCCAGCAAUUGCAAUCCCUGGAGCAUCUCUCCCAACUCAUCCAAAUUAUUUUGCCAGGGCACAAGGAGGACUGGAACAAAGGUUGAACAUUGGGUUUUUAGGACAUGGAGCUCUCCAACAGCAACUUCCCUUGAACUCUAACUGGUCUUUAGGGGAGGCUGGUAAAUACGAAAGCCAGCCUGCUGAUCGGUAUAGACUGCUGCAAACUCCUGGAGUUCCAUAUGCAAGCCAAACGAAUCAGCUGCUUCCAGUUCCAAAUGGAUGGCGCAAUGGUGACUGGCUCUGCAGUUGUGGCUUUCACAACUACUCUUCUCGUGCUCAGUGCAAAAAAUGCAAUGCUUCUGCACCUCCAGCUUCAUCGUCUUCUCUUGCCAGUACCCCUAUUGCAGCUCUUGGUACAAAGCGAUUAGCAUCUGAGGAGCUUGUUCAUGAUUGGGACAACAAGAGGCUGAAUGCAGGGCGUGUAAGGAACCAUCUUCUGACAUUUGGGUAUCAGCAAGGCUAUCCAGGAGCAGAAAUGAUGGGUUUGUCAGGGGGAAAUCAAUUUACUUCUAUCUCGUCAACCUUCCCUAGAGAAAAUUCGAUGGUGCUUCCUUUGCAAGCCAACCUGCAGAUUCCUCGUGUACCAGCAGCACAGGCACUCAUUGGCAAAGGGGCAAAGCAAUGGCGUGAUGGGGACUGGAUGUGCACAAAUUGCAAUAAUCAUAAUUAUGCAUCUCGAUCAAAUUGUAAUAGGUGCAAAAGUGAGAGACGUGACAGCUCAACCUGUUGGUGUUGCAUAGUACCUUAGUAUCACCGGCUUGAAUUUGUUGUAGCUUCACAAGUUAUUAUGUUGUGUAGUUUUGGCAGAUUUGGUAGAACAUCGAAUGAGGUCCAUUGAUUGACAUGGUGUAAAUUGAUUGUUUUACCGGUUUUGUUUCAGGAGAACAAUGUACACGAUAGAAUAGUAUCCAUAUGUUCUCCGUUUUAUCAUUCAACUGUUUCUUUAAAUACUCUCAGACUCAACUUGAGUUGUCUGAUAUUUUAUAUUGAAUUGUCUGUUUUCCUGGUGAAA
Messenger RNA from Capsicum annuum, 1421 nucleotides. RefSeq lists its product as uncharacterized. NCBI's taxonomy places the organism in Eukaryota, Viridiplantae, Streptophyta, Magnoliopsida, Solanales, Solanaceae. Gene Ontology annotation, cellular component: cytoplasm. The transcript has 7 exons. The record is from RefSeq and is a predicted model, not a curated record. Gene Ontology annotation, molecular function: mRNA binding. The coding region runs from base 135 to 1157 and encodes 340 amino acids.